AUGCGUCUGCGCCGGGCUGGCGAGCCCCUUGGCCAACAGCUGAGCGCCGGGUCCGCGCCCUCAUCGCCCGACGCCUUCGCGUCUUUUCCUGCUCCGGGCCGCCUCCAGGCCGCCGCCAAAGCGCCGACUCGACGACAUCCGACGUCCAAGACCUUCCGCUUGCCAGCCUCCCUCACCCUCUUCGUCGCUCUUCUCCUCGUCCUCGCCACUCCUCCUGCCGCCGCCGUCCGCAUCCCCGUCACAAACUGCCUGCCCGACUCGUACCAGUCCAACACGCCGGCUCCGCUGCAAUGGCAGCCUCUGCACGCCGACGCAAAGUUCGACACCCAGAGCGGCAGCCACAACCUCCAGCUGAUCGUAUGGGGCAACGUCACGGGCUCGCAGAACCAGGACGCCCUUCCGCCUCCCGAUGAUUCGUACUGGACGAACCCGAACAAGACAAACGGCAAGAUCAUCGAGACCCCGGACCCCGACGCAGACAACAAAAAGGCCACGACCCUGUUCCGGAGGGUCAAUGUUUUGACGUACGAGCCCUGGCAUGAUCCCGUCAACUUCUGCAAGAAUGGCCUCGUCAACGGCUCGUGUCCCUUGGCUCCCGUCUUCGACUUCGACAAUGCCUCUCUCCCCGACGGCCUGCCCUCGGUAAACUUGAGUCACGACUUCUUCUCGUCGUACUCCCUGUCCUCCUUUGCCGCCACCAUGCUCAUCAUCUACGGCGACGCAAAGGCGACCAACAUUGGCUGCAUGUCGGCCACCAUCACCCCGGAUCUGGGCGGCACCGUCUGGGUGCCCAAGUUUCUGCCGCUCAUUGUGCUCCUUUUCCUGGGCUUUGCCGUCGUCUUUGCCGGCGUCUUCAGCCCCUGGGGCACCACAAACAUCUUCCACUGGACCUCCAACUAUGGGCGAGACACCGACCUCGUGCGCCUCGUCACCCCCGGCUUCGGGGACUGCCUGCAGUACAUCCAGUUCGUCGUCCUCACCGGCGGCCUGUCCCUCAGCUACCCCGGCUUCUACCAGCCCGUCGUGAGCCAGGCAGGCUGGUCCACGCUCAUGUUCAACCAGAGCCUCGUCACCGACGCGCCCGCCUGGCAUAGCCUCGUCGACGGCAUCUACGUCACCAACAGCACAGAGGGCUACGGCCUGCACCAGCUCGGUCAGCUCGUGGGUAUGGCCCAGAGCACCGACCUCUGGCCCGGCAUGAUGGUCUGGCUCUGUGUCAUCGUCGUCUGCACCUUUUUCCUAGUCCAGGGCUGCUUCCUCGUCCAGUGGCUGUGGCGUAAGAUCAACAACAUCUCCGAGGAGGACCUGCGCGCCAAGAACAUUCCCUUUAGCAUCGGCAACGUUGUUCGCAUCGUCUUCAACUACAUGCUCAUGCCCGUCGUGGCGCUCUCGACGUUCCACCUCGUCGUUGCCCGCGACUCUCCCCCGUAUACCGUUGCCCUGGCCGUCCUGACCCUGGUGCUGCUCAUGGUCGCUGCCACUUGGAUCCUCAUUCUCGUCAUCAAGACUCGGCCUAAAUCGGUUCUCUUCGACGACCUGCCCACCGUCCUCCGAUUCGGGCCCCUCUACAACACAUACUCGGAUGAGGUGGCUGCCUUUGCCCUGAUACCCGUGCUGCUCAACUUUAUCCGCGGCAUCGCCAUCGGAGCCGUCCAGCCCAGCGGGGUCGCCCAGGUGGUGCUGCUCGCCAUAUGCGAGGUCAUCCAAAUCUUCACCCUGCACGCCUUUCGCCCAUUCCACCCCUCGACCUCGAUGAACGCCUACCACACCCUCUUCUCCUUCCUGCGAGCCAUCACCAUCCUGCUCAUGGUUGCCUUUGUCCCGAGCCUCGGCGUCACCGAGGGGCCCAAGGGAUGGAUCGGCUACGCCAUCUUCCUCAUUCACGGCUCUGUGCUGAUCCUCGGCUUCUUCUUGAGCGCCUUGCAGACCAUGGUUGAGGUGAUUGCGCGGAUGCUCGGAGCCGGUGGGGAUGGCGUGACCGGCCUUAGGCGAGGUGGUCUUGCCAAGAUCUUUGGAAUGCGGCAGCUGUCCCGCCGCGAGACGCACCGAGCGGGGCCUAAGCGGGCCAGCCAGCUGUCACAGACGGCCAUUCUGGACAUGGAGGACGGGAGCAGGGCAGGAUACGUGAUGCCAGGCGGCAGGGUGCGCUCGCGCUCGAGUGCUAGUCUCAGGGGCCUGGCCGCGCACCAGCGCCACAGGAGCAGCUCGGCACUCGAUAGCAUCGACAUGUACUCGGGCGGGCACCGCAACAGGGAGACAUCCACCAGCUCGUACGUGCCUGGGACGCCGGGCGAGACGACGGCCUUUUCGUUCCUGGGAUCCGGCGCCAUGCCCCGACACGCGGUCCCUGUUGCCAUGGAGGCCUCUGACCCUUACUAUCGACCCCCCCGUCGGCGAACCGAAUCCUCGAAAGAGCUGUCCGUCUCGGACUUGCCCCGGGGCUCAGUCGAUCCGAAGCAGGUCGCUCAAGCCAGCGGUCCGGCCGGCGAACCGGCAGAGGCGGGCGAGGAGAUAACUCGGGGCGCCACUCCAGCGCCGCCCAACGCGACCAUGAAUCUCCCGCCCAACCGCCCCGACUACGCCACGCGAGAGGUCGACUUCUACUACGGCGUCCGGGGGCCUGCCCUUAACUCGGAGGGACCAGGCCGGAAGCUGGGUACGGGGCCGGCCGAUCCCACGGGACCUGUGGCGACGGCGACGGGCUGGUUCCGGAGCAUGUUCAAGAAUAAGACAAAGGAAAAGGGCAAGGGCUUCGAGGUCGUGAGAAGUUCGAGAAUGCCCCCGGCCAUGGUGCGGAACGGGGGAUUCGGCGAUGAGACGCCACCAGAGGGCAUCCCUGUCGCGAUGGGAGUCUUGCGGAACGGACCGAUUGAUUCCGACGAUGACGACGACGACAAGCUUCGGGCGAAGCGCUCUGUCAAGCGUCGGCCUGACGAGCUGUUGACUGACACGGGAGAUCCUCACACGUCCGGCUCAGAGCCGGCGAGCCCCGUGGACGGCCGACCAGGUCAGGAGUCGAACGAGCCUGCGGCUGGUGUGGCACGGAUCGGCUUCCUCGAUGCCGACCUGGGCCUGCCGGCCAUACCGCGGAAGAGCUCCAAGAGAAACUCUGCCGCGGGCUCGAUGGACAACCGGCCACUGUCGUCGCUCAGCCUCCUGGAAUCCGUCUCGGGUGUACCGUCGGAUCGGGGUACCCUGGAUGGCGGGUCUACGCGGGAGCACCACCCAAACUUGGGCAACUCGUCGCCUCUGCCCUUUGAGCGCACGGGCUCGUCGCGCCGCUUGUCGUCCAAGUCGUCCAUUGAGUCUCCACGCGAGCUUACAGAGGUUGAACUGCAGGAGAAGCCAGGCGAGCGGCCCGCAAGCUUCGGCACGGUCCCGCAACACGGCAUCAGCCGGGUCGACCCUGAUCACCCGCCUACCGACUUGCUAGAAAGCUCGGCAGAGUUGGUGAAUGACGGAUCCGUUGGCAAGCGAUCAUGA
Messenger RNA from Hirsutella rhossiliensis, 3483 nucleotides. Its product is annotated as transient receptor potential (TRP) ion channel domain-containing protein. NCBI's taxonomy places the organism in Eukaryota, Fungi, Ascomycota, Sordariomycetes, Hypocreales, Ophiocordycipitaceae. The transcript is spliced from 2 exons. The coding region runs from base 1 to 3483 and encodes 1160 amino acids. Gene Ontology annotation, biological process: transmembrane transport. The record is from RefSeq and is a predicted model, not a curated record.